Molecule: messenger RNA, 1404 nt
Organism: Loxodonta africana (African savanna elephant)
Lineage: Eukaryota; Metazoa; Chordata; Mammalia; Proboscidea; Elephantidae
Product: olfactory receptor 52A1
Exons: 1
Coding region: 376-1314 (312 amino acids)
Biological process (GO): G protein-coupled receptor signaling pathway
Cellular component (GO): plasma membrane
Molecular function (GO): olfactory receptor activity; G protein-coupled receptor activity
Source: RefSeq, a predicted model, not a curated record
UGUGGGCUAUGGAGUGAUUUGUCAAAAUGAUUAAAAUUCAGUUUUCAAGAAAAAUAAACAACUCAAAUAUUUGGUCAACAGGUCUCAAAGGGAAAAAAACAUUCAGCAGUUUGAUCUCCUGAUCAGAUGAUUUUGUUGGUUCUAAAUACAGUUGGCCUGCUGUGUGCAUUAUAUCUCAUUGUGACAGUGCUUAUGGAUGACUUUCUUGAAACAAUGAUGUGACUCUAUGAGUGAGAUGGAUGAUAUACUCAUAGAGUUCUACCAAAAUAAGAGAGACUAAACUUGCCUUCAUCAGAUAAAAAUAGUAAGUGGAAGAGAAACAGUAGCCCUGACUGAAAAACUUUGUUUGUCUGCAUCAGAAGGCCCAAGGACAUCAUGCUCGUUUCCAAUAUCACAUUCUUCAUGCCCUCUGUGUUGACACUAGUAGGGAUUCCAGGCCUAGAGUCUGUGCAGUGCUGGAUUGGGAUUCCAUUCUUCGCUACAUAUCUCAUUGCUAUGAUUGGAAAUUCGCUGCUUCUGACUAUCAUAAAAUCAGAACGCAGCCUCCAUGAGCCCAUGUACAUUUUCCUAGGCAUGCUAGGAGCCACCGAUAUUGCUCUUGCUACCAGCAUUGUGCCCAAGAUGCUUGGAAUCUUCUGGUUUCAUAUGCCAGAUAUCUAUUUUGAUUUCUGCUUGCUUCAGAUGUGGCUUACCCACACAUUUCAGGGCAUCGAGUCAGGUAUCCUGCUUGCAAUGGCCUUGGACCGUUAUGUUGCCAUCUGUUAUCCACUGAGGCAUGCUGCCAUCUUCACCCACCAGCUAGUCACCCAAAUAGGUACUGUGGUUACACUCAGGGCUGCCAUUCUUGUAGCACCAUGCCUGGUACUGAUAAAGUGUCGUCUUAAAUUUUAUCAUACAACAAUCAUCUCCCACUCCUACUGUGAGCAUAUGGCUGUUGUGAAACUGGCUGCAGAAAAUGUCCAGAUCAACAGGAUCUAUGGUUUGUUUGUGGCCUUCACAGUAGCAGGGUUUGACCUUAUGUUCAUCAUCUUGUCCUACAUCCAGAUAUUUACCACAGUUUUCCGUUUGCCCCAGGAGGAGGCGAGGUUGAAAGCAUUCAACACCUGCAUCGCUCACAUCUGUGUCUUCCUCCAGUUCUACCUCCUUGCCUUCUUCUCCUUCUUCACACACAGGUUUGGUUCUCAUAUCCCCCCUUACAUUCAUAUCCUUUGUUCCAAUAUUUAUUUGCUGGUCCCUCCAUUUCUCAAUCCACUUGUCUAUGGUGUAAAGACCAAACAGGUCCGCAGUCAUGUGAUAAAAAUGUUCAGUUCUUAAUAUCCAUGCUAAUCAAUACACUCAUGCUUCUUUGUGCGACAGUAAUCAUAUCUGAAAACAAAACAAACAUCUACGUUAUUUGAGAUCUUG